Messenger RNA from Juglans microcarpa x Juglans regia, 3261 nucleotides. RefSeq lists its product as uncharacterized. The record is from RefSeq and is a predicted model, not a curated record. Lineage: Eukaryota; Viridiplantae; Streptophyta; Magnoliopsida; Fagales; Juglandaceae.
UUGAAAAAGAAAACGCUAGCUCCGUCUUCAUCCGAUGACCGGUCUGUCAAUUGGCAAAAAAGAGAAACCCAAGGCGGUGAGUGACUCUACUCUACUCCAACAUCUGAAGUUCUCAACGGCCUUUUUCUCCCCUCUUUUCAAAGAAAUUCCCUCCCGAUCGACUCAAUUCGGACGAAGCCCACAAAGAACUAGAAGUUCACCCAGUAUAAUCUCAAAGGUCUCUCUCUCUCUCUCUCUCUCUCAAUUUUCCUAUUUUGCGGUGAUGUACACCACGUGUUGUUCUGAUGGUUGGAAAUUGUGAGAUGGCAAAACAAGCCAAUACCGUUUUCCUUGAAGAAUGGCUGAGAAGCAUUAGUGGCGGUAGCAGCAACAUCGGCUCUUCAUAUUCCUCUCCCUCAUCGGCCCGAGCUAUCAUUCAAGCUUGGGCUGAGCUUAGAGACUCCCUUCAACACCAAUCAUUUCGUCCCCAUCACCUCCAGUCUUUGAAAACCCUUCUCAACUCCCAAACGUCUCUUCAUGUGGCUGACCCGCAAGCUAAGAUUAUCCUUUCCAUUGUUUCCUCUGUAAACCUCUCUCUUCCGCCUGAAUCAUAUCCUUUCUUUCUAAGGCUUCUUUAUAUCUGGGUCAGGAAAUCCUUCAAACCCUCUCUGGUUCUAAUUGAUUCCACUGUGGAAAUCAUUUCUCAACUUUUCAAUGCUCAGUCUGAUUCCAUAAAGAGUCCACUCUUCUUCUCUGAGGGUGUUCUCCUUCUGGGUGCAUUAUCUUUGGUGCCUUCUGUGUCUGAAAGCUCUAAAACAGUCUGCUUGGAUAUGCUCUGUAGACUGUUGGGGGAGGAGUACCAGUUGAUUGGUUCAUCAGAAGAUCUUAUUUCUUAUAUCCUUGCGGGGAUGGGGUAUGCUCUAUCGUCUUCUGUGAAUGUUCAUUAUGUUAAGAUUUUAGAUUCUCUAUUGGGAAUUUGGGGGAGAAAAGGUGGGCCUCAUGGCAGUGUGUCUCAUGGGCUCAUGAUUUUGCAUUUGAUUGAAUGGGUGUUAUCUGGUUUGAUCAAUGCCUUUUCUUUUGAGAAAAUUAAUGUUUUUGGCCAUGAAGCUUUAGAGACUUCAAAGGCAAACUAUGUUCCGUUUGUUGUUGUCAUGGCUGCGGCUGGAGCAUUGAGGGCUCUCAAUAAAUCUACAAUGAGUGGUCUGGGAUUAGAGACUGUUUCCAGACUAAGGAUUUCUGCAGAGAAUCGGAUAGAAUCUGUUGUAAGAAAUAUUAUUUCCAGGAGUGGUGUUACUAAUUUAGGUAAUGAUCUCACCAACAGUUUUCUACUGCAGUGUUUUUCAUUAGCACUUGCUCGAAGUGGCUUCGUUUCUUAAGGCCCUCUGCUUAUAUGCCUUGCAUCUGCAUUGUUGACUGAAAUCUUUCCUUAAGACGUUUAUAUACUAAAUUACUUGACUUCCCACAUGCCAACUCAGUAAGACUGGGGCAUGAUGAGGUAAAAAAAACAUGUGGAUAGUGUUCCUUUUAAGGAAGCAGGGGCCAUAACUAGUGUUUUCUGCAAUCUGUAUGCUUCAGUAGAUGUAGAGAGCAAGUGUGUGGUGGAGAAUCUUCUAUGGGAUUACUGUCAAGAUAUCUACUUGGGACAUAGGCGGGCAGCUUUGUUGCUUCGAGGUAGAGAGGAUGAACUACUUCGGGAUAUGGAGAAAAUUGCUGAAUCUGCUUUCCUUAUGGUUGUACUUUUUGCAUUGGCUGUCACAAAAUACAAAUUAAAUACAAAAUUCAGCCAUGAAACACACAAGGACAUAUCAGUACGCAUAUUAGUUUCAUUUUCUUGUCUAGAGUACUUCCGCCGCAUUCGUUUACCAGAGUAUAUGGAUACAAUUCGAGGGGUUGUAGGGAGUGUUCAGGAGAACGAAUCUGCUAUAGUCUCUUUUGUGGAAUCUAUGCCUUCUUACAUGGAUUUGACAAAUGGACCAGAUUUCUGCUCCUCUCAAAAGAUGGAAUAUGUAUGGUACAAGGAUGGUGUGCAAACUGCUCGCAUAUUGUUUUACCUACGUGUCAUUCCAACUUGCAUUGAACGUGUGCCUAUUUUUGUACUUAGGAAGGUGGUAGCUCCAACUAUGUUUCUACAUAUGGGACAUCCAAAUGGAAAAGUAGCUAGAGCAUCACAUUCCAUGUUUUCAGCAUUCAUAUCUUCAGGGAAGGAUUCUGAUCAGGAUGAAAGAGUAUCAUUAAAGGAGCAGCUUGCUUUCUAUUACAUGCAGAGAUCUUUAUCGGGAUAUCCCGGCAUCACUCCUUUUGAGGGUAUGGCUUCAGGAGUUGCAGCCUUGGUUCAUUAUCUUCCUGCUGGAAGUCCAGCCAUUUUUUAUUGCGUCCACAGUCUUGUGGAAAAAGCCAACACACUAUGCGGUGACAUCUUCUCUCAAGAGGCCGGUAUGGGGAAGAAUUGGCAUGGAGAGUCAGAGCCUUGCAAGAAAAUUCUAGACUUGCUUCUACGGCUUAUUUCCCUUGUUGAUAUACAGGUGCUACCACACUUGAUGAAGUUGUUGGCACAGCUGGUCGUCCAGCUACCCAAAGAUGGCCAGAAUAUGGUUCUCAAUGAGCUAUAUUCACAGGUUGCAGAAUCUGACGAUGUCACACGCAAACCCAGCUUAGUUUCAUGGCUGCAGUCACUGUCCUACCUUUGUGCUCAAGCUGCAAGUGGAAGUGCCACCUACAAAGGGAUGGAAAGAGUAAAUAUGACUUCCGCACAAAGUACAGACUCAUUAAGCCUGACUAAACUAAAUGCACGACUCUGAGGCAUUGACUUUGCACCUAAUUGGUUUCUUGUCCGCAGUCCUCUCUUGGUCUAUGAUCUAGUUACUUGGGUCUCACCUUGAAGUCUGUCACAGUACCUAUUUGCUGCAGGAACUGGUACAACAUCAAUGACACUGGAAUUGGGAAUGCGAGGGCUACUCGAAAAUCCUGGAAUCAUGGCAGAAGUUCAACAAGAGGUCUAGAAAGUAGAAUCAGAUACAAGAUUAAUAGGCGAUUGCCUUUGUCUUUUAGAACUGUAGCAAAUGCAGAUGAAUGCGGUUAUGUAGUCUCAAACAAUGCGCAUGGGAAAACCCCCACUCUUUUGUUCCCAAUGGGUUUCUUUCAGGGCUUGGAUUUUCUUUCUUUUGAGUUGGUUCCAUUUAGCGUGGGCUAGUGAUUCUGCCCUGGUUUCCCAUUAUCAGUUGAUGCAUGGUAUAAUUACUCUAUCGUUAUGUUUUUCAUCCAAAUUUAUUUUGUUCUUCAAUA